Molecule: messenger RNA, 2130 nt
Organism: Alexandromys fortis (reed vole)
Lineage: Eukaryota; Metazoa; Chordata; Mammalia; Rodentia; Cricetidae
Gene: Piwil3
Product: piwi like RNA-mediated gene silencing 3
Exons: 17
Coding region: 1-2130 (709 amino acids)
Biological process (GO): regulatory ncRNA-mediated gene silencing
Cellular component (GO): P granule
Molecular function (GO): RNA endonuclease activity; protein binding; piRNA binding
Source: RefSeq, a predicted model, not a curated record
AUGGGGGAAUUCCCAUCCCCCAUUGCUCUUGAACACCACGCCACAGCCAUAACAAAGGAGCUGAGUCAGAGGCCUUAUGGUGGAAUCUUCCAAGACAUUGUGGUGAAUACCAGGAAGGACAUGAAGCACGUUAAAGAUUCAAAGACAGGGACGGGAGGCCAAGUGAUUAAACUACAGACAAACCAUUACCAAGUAACCUGUGGCCAUGAAAUCGCAUAUAAGUACAAUAUUGAUUACCAACCUGACAUAAAGGAUAUGGCUAUCCGCACAGAUUUACUGCUCAAACAUAAGUCUAUACUUGGCAACUGCCACAUAUUCGAUGGAAACUCAUUGCUCUUACCUCGGAGGCUACAACAUUCGGAAAUGGAACUUGUCAGCCAGACUGAAAGUGAUGACAAAGUGAGAAUCAGGAUCCGGCUGUCCAGUGAGCUCCACCCCAAUCACCCAGAAUGGCUUCGCUAUUACAACAUCCUCUUUUCAAAACUGCUGAAGCUGAAUAACAUGGAAGAGAUGGAGUCAAAUCCCGAAGACCUCAGAGACCUCAGAAACCUGCUCCAGGCCUCAAGAAUGGACAUAUUGCGUGGUUAUACCACUUCCAUCCUACCGUAUGAAAAGAGCCUGACCCUGUGUGCUGACGUGAAGCACAGGCUGCUCCAGAAGAAAACUGUGUUGGACCUCAUACUUGAGAAGAAAGCUAAUGGCGCGAAAAAGGAAGAAGUCUCUGAAGAGGUGGUGGGAUCCAUUGUUUACACCAUGUACAAUAAAACCUACAGAAUCGAUGAUGUCAACUGGGAGAAGAAACCUAAAGAUACAUUUAAAAAAUUUGAUGGCAGCAAGACCACCUACAUGGACUACUACAGGGAGCGAUACAACACCUUCCUAAUUGAGGAGGAUCAGCCACUCUUGAUGAGCUUGGGCAAGUGGAAGAAGGGCCAGACGUCUACACCUCAUGAGCCUAUCUUUCUGGUCCCUCAGCUGUGUUACCUGACAGGUCUAGCACGUGCUGUAUCUGAAAACCAUAGCCUAAUGGCGCAGCUGACUGACAGAAUGAGAAUGAGCCCAGUGAGUCGGAGGAUCGCACUGAACAAUUUCAUGAACAACAUCCAGACAAAUCAGAACAUAAAGAAUGAGUUCCUGCAGUGGAAGGUGACAUUUAAUGACAACAGUCUGUCUGUGCCAGGAAGAGUUCUGAGCUCAGUAAAGCUUUUCCAAGGUACCCGAUCGGUGGUGUGUGUGCUGCCUGACAACAGCAAGCAAAGAUACGAGGAGAUAAAAACGUUUCUGUGCGUUGAGAAGCCAGUCCCCAGCCAGUGUGUUGUAGCAUCGACCCUGAAUAAUGAAAGGAAUCUCACUACUAUAGUCACCAAGAUUGCUCAGCAGAUGAACUGCAAGAUGGGAGGUGCCCUCUGGAAGGUGGACACAGGGGUAUGUAGGACGAUGUUCAUUGGAAUUGAUUGUUUCCAUGAUACUGUGAACCGGCAGAAGUCAGUCGCAGCAUUCGUGGCCAGCACCAAGGAAGACUUAACCAUGUGGCACUCCCAGUGUCUCUUUCAGGAUACAGCAGAGGAGAUUGUCAAUGAUCUGCAGAGCUGUCUGCAAGCUGCCCUGAAUUCCUGGGUCGCAAACGAAAAGCAGAAACCCCAGAGCGUGGUGGUAUAUCGGGAUGGAGUUGGGGAUGGCCAGCUACAGGCCCUGCUGGAAAAGGAGGUUAGGCAGUUCCGGAAGUUCUUCACUUCUAGCAUCAAGCUAACAUUCAUCGUGGUGAAGAAACGGAUCAACACCAGGUUUUUUGUUGAAAAUGGAGAUAAAGUUACGAAUCCGCCUUCAGGGACUGUUGUUGACCAAGUAGUGACCAGGAAAGAGUGGUAUGACUUCUAUAUUGUGAGUCAGACUUCCAACAGUGGCACCGUCACCCCCACUCAUUAUAAUGUCAUCUAUGACACGAAGGGCCUGACUCCGAACCAGGUUCAAUGCUUGACCUACAGACUCUGCCACAUGUACUACAAUCUGCCGGGUAUCAUCCGAGUCCCUGCUCCAUGCCACUACGCACACAAGCUGGCUUACUUCGUGGGGAAGAGCAUCCACCAGACGCCAGCAUCAUCGCUGUCAGGCUGUCUUUAUUACCUUUAG